Molecule: messenger RNA, 2845 nt
Organism: Athalia rosae (coleseed sawfly)
Lineage: Eukaryota; Metazoa; Arthropoda; Insecta; Hymenoptera; Athaliidae
Gene: orion
Exons: 8
Coding region: 481-2529 (682 amino acids)
Source: RefSeq, a predicted model, not a curated record
AGUUAAACCCGCACAAGGAUUCAGCAGUUUCGCAUUGCAGUAGCAUCAACAGAUGUGCAUACAUGCGUGGGUGAAUUGGGAAUCCCCACUAUCCUUCAUAAUCCAUACCGAUCCCCAUUUCCUACAUCGUCGAUUAGUGCACUUCAGCUAGUUGAGUUGUUCCAUCAAGUGAGUGCGGCGAAGCCUUCGGCCGUAGAAUCCCCGAUCCAUGAAAAGGAAAGGGAGUCGGCCGUAAGUAUAGAAGAAUUUCCUGAAGAGGUCGGAGACAGUUAAUCAGGAGGGCUUCUGCCAUUUUGAUAAAUACAAUCAAGACCUAAGUGAGUGAGCUUUGAGGGAACAAAGAACGGGCAGUCGCCUAACGACCGUUGGUCGUCGAACUCGGCCAAAGAUUUCUUUCGUUGUAACGAGUAGAUAACCAACUGACAUAAAUUUAUCAAUCUACGACGCUGGGUUAAACCUAGCUCAAUUUCAGCCUUGAAAAUGAAAGUAACAAAGUGCUGCAGUGUUAGUUUUAUUUUUGCCGUAUUAUGCUUGCACGUGUUUCAAUCGGCUAAUGGAGUAGUAUUGAUGAACCUGGGCGAUAUUACGGAUGUUAUACAAUUCGGUAAGGAAAUAACGAUCGAUGUACUGGAAUCCUGGGACUUAUUCGCACGGGAUGGACCCGAAGAUAAUUACGGUGGUGAAUAUUACCCGUUUAUGAAACGCAACGAGAAAAGAUUGAUGAAAAAAAUAUCGGCGCUAUCAACAAAAAUAGAAUUGUUUGAGUACAAUUCAAACCUACGAAUUACCGCAGCAUUUGAAAACGUCAUCCGACAACUCGAUCGACAAACUGACUUGAGCAAUCAUUUGACCGAAUUGAAUCAACAGAUUUCCCGCGUCUCUAGGAGUUAUCAAGAUUUCAAGCGAUACGCAAAUUCCACCGAUAAAUGGGAGCAAUUUACUCUACAAGAAUUUGUCAUUUGGUGUGUAUCACCUGGAGAUGGGAUUCCAAAUGUAUUAGAAAGAAUUCACGAUCUCAUAGUUCCAGACAAAAAUGGUUUUGGAAAUAAAAACCUUCUCGAACUUCUCGCUAAUAGUUUGAAGGAAGCCUCGGGGUCAAUUUGCAACGACAAACAAUCGCCGCAACAAUUGCUCUACAAUCUGUACAACAGCAUAGCAGUGACUGAGAUAAAAGGAUAUGCAAUGAUACAGUUCUCCUGGCUACUUCUGAGGCUGUACAAACAAGGAAAUUUCACCGAAGAAGCUGAGCUAACAAAAACCAAAUAUGAAACAAGAAUGAGCGAAACCGUAAAGGCGGUUCAGACGGCGAUGGCCUUUGCUUCCCAGGACUUGUGGAAAUGCGACCCGACCUAUCCAACGCCGGAAACAUACACGGAAUUGACCUCGUUUUUGCAAUCUUACGUUGUUAACGAAGUGGACUUGAACUCUGAGAACACGUGCCGUGAAAACUGCGGAUACUACAAUUACGCGAAAGUGCACAGCUGCUUCAAGAACCAGUAUUGUUCGAAACAGAAGAGAUGUAACGGGAAGUUGUACAACUGCCAGUACAUUGAUUCAGAUAUGUGGAUAUGCCCAGCGGAAGAGAAUAGUGGACGGAGGUAUAACUACAUAGAAUAUGAGAAUGGCCGAGUAUUUGGGCAGAAAGGAACAUGCUCUCGUGGAACAACUAAAGUAGACAGUUGGUGGAGAUGGCUGUUUUGGCAUUGCAGCUACUGCGUUUGUUUUUGCGAUGAUCACAGUCACGAUUCCGACAGAUAUUUCAAUUUGCGUGAAGUGGUCGCAGACAUCGAGUCAAACAAAGUAAUAACAGGAAUCAAAUUUGUGAAAGUUAACCAAGUGAUCCACCUCCAAAUCGAACAAGGAGAAUUAUUACAGAGAGGAAGGAUCAGUAAUGUCACGGAGUGGAAGCCAGUGGAUGAGUACAAUGUCCUUGAUGCUGAUCUAAAGGAGGGUUUGGACUACUUGACACUAUCUUGGGACCAAAGAGCCAUCGAUUUAGAUGAUCUUACAGCUGCGCCAGGAUAUUUAUUAACAGGAAUCAGAUUCAGGAGUUUGGGUUCUCACCUAAAUCUGGAGAUUAUGAGCACUCCGUUCAACUUUACAACUGGAGUUCUUGUAAAGCCACUAGAGAAAAGCGUGUGGCAUGGAAACGACAACACGGAUGCCUCGAAACCAAAUCCAAGAACGGUUCUUGAAUUGAACAAACCUGACAGAUCAACGCGUUCCGAACUUCAAUCACUGCCUGACUCGAAAUCGGACCAAUACGUGUUAUUCAGUCCAUCAGAUUUAGACAAAGAUGCUGCACAAAGCACGGUUCCUUUCAUAGAUACACAAGCUGUCACUCCCUACCCGAGAACUCCUAUCGCUGGAGCUGGUAUUUAUCACAAGGGCAGAUCUGGAUUUGGAGGAUACAUCGCUCCAAAACUUAGAACCUACAAUUUUGCACCACAUCUGCACGUCGACCAUACCCUAUCCCGACCGAUAAUAAGAAUUGGCGAAAAUUUAAUUGGAAAGCCCAUGAUCAACUGAUCAAAUAUACUUUGUAGUUCAUAUCGUAUUAUUAGUGACAAUAUUUUGCUAUCAAAGCUAUUUUCGACGAUGUGGAAUAUUUUUUUAUAAUUACUGGGGCGUUACUCUCCGUUGAAGUUGUAAGAUUUACUUCUAUUCAAUAUGUCAAUAAUUUAGUCACCAUUCAAAGUUUACCUGUGAUUGGUUAUAAUAUACCUUAUCUAAGCUCUGGACAACGUGUGCUGAGAUUAAACUUUUUGUAUUAUCCAAAAUGAUCUACUUUGUAAAGAUUGUAAACUGUAUUUCAUAAGAAUAAAUAACCGUUGUUUCUAGCCAA